This is a messenger RNA of Artibeus jamaicensis (Jamaican fruit-eating bat), 2721 nucleotides long. RefSeq names its product squalene epoxidase (gene SQLE). Lineage: Eukaryota; Metazoa; Chordata; Mammalia; Chiroptera; Phyllostomidae. The record is from RefSeq and is a predicted model, not a curated record. Gene Ontology annotation, cellular component: membrane; endoplasmic reticulum. Gene Ontology annotation, molecular function: flavin adenine dinucleotide binding; squalene monooxygenase activity. Gene Ontology annotation, biological process: sterol biosynthetic process; cholesterol metabolic process. The coding region runs from base 675 to 2393 and encodes 572 amino acids. The transcript has 12 exons.
UGUACUGAUCUCUGGGCGCUGAGCGCGGAGGGCCGAGUUGAGAGGCAAAAGGCGUGGGACGGUUGCUCUGGUUACUGCCCGAGCUCCGCGGGAGAGAUGCUGGGGGGGACGCCGUGGGGAGACUCUGCCGCGGUCCUCUGAGGGGAGCUGUGCGGAGACCCGCAUUCAUCAGCGGGGAAACGAAGUCGCGGACUGGAGGUUAGGCGGCGGUUGUGUCGGGAGGUGCUGCGGAGGAGAAGGUAUCGAGGGCACCUGCUGCUGUUGAGAGAGAACAAUUUUACAUCACGAUGAACCAACGUCAGAAUUGAAAACCCCGGUAACAACCACCAGGAAAAAAAGCCAUUUUAGGAAGAAAGAAAGGAAGAGAAAAAGAAAAAUAAAUGGAUUGCCCGAAAAAGGAGAGAGUCUGAAUCGGGAGCUGUUGGAGCUUUUGAAAUACUGCUUUCUAGGUCCUAACUGGCCCCCUCCAGACAUUUUUAUACUAACUGUAUGAUUUUCUAAAUUGGCCUGCUUUGAACUGUGAUCCGGUGACGGUGUUAACUGGAGCCGGGCAGGUUCCCGGUGCUGCUUCUGGAAACACAUUUUGGGGACGAUUUCUAACCAUCAAAACCCUACAAGGGAAAAAAAAAAAAGAACUCAGCGUCGACCGGUGCCACCAAAGGGGCCUUUGAACCAUGUGGACCUUUCUUGGUCUUGCCACUUUCACGUAUUUCUAUAAGAAAUGCGGGGACUUCGUUACGUUGGCCAACAAGGAGCUCCUGCUGUGCGUGCUGGUGUUCCUGUCGCUGGGCCUGGUGCUGUCCUACCGCUUCCGAAGCGGGGUGCUGGCGAGGCGCACGCCCAGCGGGCCCCUGCUCGCCGCCCUCUCGGGUGUCCUGUCUGCCUUGCCUUUGAUUGGCUUCUUCUGGGCCAAUCCCCCUCCUGGGGCCGAAAAUAAAGAGCAGCUCGGGUCUGGGAAGUGCGAAAAACUAACCAGCAUUUCAGAAGGCACCUUAAUAGGAGCAGCUGCCUCAACAUCGAUCUCUUCUCCACGUGAUCCGGAAGUGAUCAUUGUGGGAUCUGGGAUACUUGGCUCUGCUUUGGCAGCAGUGCUCUCCAGAGAUGGAAGAAAGGUGACAGUAAUUGAGAGGGAUUUACAAGAGCCCGACAGGAUAGUUGGAGAGUAUCUGCAGCCAGGUGGUUAUCGUGUGCUUCAAGACCUUGGUCUUGGAGAUACAGUGGAAGGUAUUGAUGCCCAGGUAAUGAAUGGCUACGUAAUUCAUGAUUGGGAAAGCAAGUCAGAUGUUCAUAUCCCCUACCCUCUGUUAGAAAACAACCAAGUGCAGAGUGGAAGAGCCUUCCAUCACGGAAGAUUCAUCAUGAGUCUCCGGACAGCAGCUAUGGCAGAGCCCAAUACAAAGUUUAUUGAGGGUGUUGUGCUGCAGUUAUUAGAAGAAGGUGAUGCCGUGGUUGGAGUUCAGUACAGAGACAAAGAAACUGGAGACAUCAAGGAACUCCAUGCUCCAUUGACUGUUGUUGCAGAUGGAAUUUUUUCCAAGUUCAGGAAAAACCUGAUCUCCAGUAAAGUUUCUGUUACGUCUCAUUUUGUCGGCUUUCUGAUGGAGAAUGCACCACAAUUUAAAGAAAAUCAUGCUGAACUUCUUUUAGUUAAUCCAAGUCCAGUUCUCGUCUACCAGAUUUCAUCUAAUAAAACUCGAGUACUUGUUGAUGUUCAUGGAGAUUUGCCAAGGAAUUUAAGAGAAUAUAUGGUUGAAAAAAUUUACCCACAAUUACCUGAUCACUUGAAAGAACCAUUUCUAGAAGCGACUCAGAAUUCUCGUUUUCGGUCUAUGCCAGCAAGCUUCCUUCCUUCGUCACCGGUAAACAAACGAGGUGUCCUUCUUUUGGGAGACGCAUAUAAUAUCAGGCAUCCUCUUACUGGAGGAGGAAUGACUGUUGCUUUUAAAGAUGUAAAACUGUGGAGAAAAUUGUUAAAGGGAAUCCCUGACCUUUAUGAUGAUGCAGCUAUUUCCCAGGCCAAAAAAUCAUUCUACUGGUCAAGAAAAACUUCUCAUUCCUUUGUUGUGAAUGUCCUUGCUCAGGCUCUGUAUGAAUUAUUUUCUGGAACAGAUGAUUCUCUACAUCAGCUGAGAAAAGCCUGUUUUUUAUAUUUCAAACUUGGCGGCGAGUGUGUUGCUGGUCCCGUUGGGCUGCUCUCUGUACUGUCUCCUAACCCUCUGGUUUUAAUCGGACACUUCUUUGCUGUUGCAGUCUAUGCCUCAUAUUUUUGUUUUAAGUCGGAACCUUGGAUUACAAAACCCCGAGCCAUUUUCAGCAGCACUGCUCUAUUGUACAAAGCGUGUUCGGUGAUAUUUCCUCUAAUUUACUCGGAAAUGAAGUACUUGGUUCACUAAGCUUAGAGGGGGACCAUCAUCCAUGAAUGAAUAUUUGGAACUCACCAAGUCUGAGAGACGUUUUGAAGAGGAUUUAUGCAGCAUAGUACUAUAUACCAUUUGUAAAGUGGAAACUCUUGGACCAGGGUUAAGAGUAAUUUGUUUUUGAAGUUAUUUGUACAUAAACAUGUAAAUAUAUACUUUAAUUUUCAAUUUAAAAUGAACAGUCAAGUAAGAUAGUUUAAAAGAAAUGAUUGUUACCAUAAGUUAGUGCUAAAACAGAACAGUUCUGCAUUCAGUUAUCUGGAAUGAGAGGACGCAGGACACACAAAUAAAACGAAGAACGAGG